AUGGGACCAGGUGAUGCCCGCCCUACCGCCCUCCAGAUCAUCCAAGACGAGGGUGUCGAGGGCAAGCUUCAGGGUCAGGUCGUUGUUAUUACUGGAACUUCUUCCGGCAUUGGUAUCGAAACUGCUCGCGCCCUUGCUGCUACUGGUGCCACUCUCUACCUUACAGCCCGAGACCUCAACAAGGCCAAAUCUGCUCUUGAGGGUAUUUUCGACCCGUCUCGGAUGGAGCUUUUUGAGAUGGAUCAGGCAUCCCUAUCGUCUGUGCGUGCUGCCGCCACUGCCAUUCUUGGCAAGACCUCCAAGAUCCACUGUCUGAUCAACAAUGCCGGUAUCAUGGCUAUCCCCGAUCUCCGCCAUACUAUUGAUGGCCAUGAGCUCCAAUUUGGCACAAACCACCUCUCGCACUUCCUCCUUUUUGAGCUGCUCAAACCCGCCCUACUCGCCAACGCCUCCCCUACUCUUCCCUCUCGUGUUGUCAACUUGUCGUCCUCAAGUCAUAACAUCCAUGGCAUCAACGAAGGCAGUGACUACGCCUUCAAGAGUAUCAAAUACGACCCAAACACUGCCUAUGGCCAAUCCAAGACAGCAAAUAUCUACAUGGCCAACGAGAUUGAACGCCGCUAUGGUGCCUCCCACCUACACGCAACCAGUGUCCACCCAGGCCUAAUCCAAACAUCAUUGACCAGGCAUAUGCCCCCUGAUGCAUUUGAAGGAAUGGAUCACCUGUGGCCAUUGAUGAAGAGUCCCGAGCAAGGUGCUGCAACCUCUGUGUGGGCAGCAGUUGGUAAGGACUGGGAGCAAGAGGGUGGUAAAUACCUUGUCGACUGUGCUGUGGCCGAGCCAAGCACAGGUGGGGAGGACAAGAUGAUCACACCGACUUAUGCUGCUUAUGCGUACGAUGCCGAGAAGGAAGGAAAGUUGUGGAAGGAUUCGCUGAAGCUUGUGGGAUUAGAUGAUGAGUAA
Messenger RNA from Fusarium sp. VM40, 963 nucleotides. The record is from the annotation of a GenBank genome assembly. NCBI's taxonomy places the organism in Eukaryota, Fungi, Ascomycota, Sordariomycetes, Hypocreales, Nectriaceae.